This is a messenger RNA of Lotus japonicus, 1173 nucleotides long. Its product is annotated as ethylene-responsive transcription factor TINY-like. The transcript has a single exon. Bases 309 to 1004 code for a protein of 231 amino acids. Gene Ontology annotation, biological process: regulation of DNA-templated transcription. NCBI's taxonomy places the organism in Eukaryota, Viridiplantae, Streptophyta, Magnoliopsida, Fabales, Fabaceae. Gene Ontology annotation, molecular function: DNA-binding transcription factor activity; DNA binding. The record is from RefSeq and is a predicted model, not a curated record.
UCCCUCCCCCCUCUAACUCUAUAACCCCCAACCCCUCCCUUCUCCAAACUUCAAUGCUCCAAACUUUUAACAUCCUUCAUCACUUGACUCUCUCACACACUUCACUUCUCAUUCUCAUUCUGCUCCAAGUACAUACUCCUUUUAGAACAACACCAUAGAGUAUUACUACAAAGUGGAAAACUAACCAGUGUUGUCGAGUCUUAGCUUCUGAGUAAACGUGUCUUGAUUUCUGUGCAAAACAGUGAAAUCAAACCCUCAGUUUUAAGAGAAAACAGUGGAGGAGUAUAGUUAGAAACUGAGUGAAGCCAAUGGGUGAACAACCCAGCUCAGAAACAGAGAAAAUCACUGACAUUCCUAAACGUUCAUUAUCGGAGCCCCGGUCACCCGACCCGAAUGAGAAAAGAACCAAGCGGCCCAGAGAAAGCAACGGGAAGCACCCGGUUUACAGAGGGGUCCGAAUGCGGGCAUGGGGCAAAUGGGUAUCCGAAAUCCGCGAACCCCGCAAGAAGAACCGGGUCUGGCUCGGCACAUUCGCCACCGCGGAGAUGGCGGCGCGUGCUCACGACGUCGCUGCUCUCGCCAUCAAAGGAAGCUCCGCCAUACUCAACUUCCCUGACCUCGCAGGUUCAUUGCCCCGACCCGAGUCCAAAUCGCCCAGAGAUGUCCAGGCCGCAGCAGCCAAAGCAGCUUCCAUGGCGGUUUCCGAUUCCAAAACGGCGUCGCAUUGCUCUUAUUCAUCGUCGUCGUCGGAGGAGCUGGGUGAAAUAGUGGAGCUGCCGAGGCUGGGAACGAGUUUUGAAAUACCCGACCCGGGAAGCGAGUUGGUGUUUUCCGACCCGGUUGAUGGGUGGCCUUAUUCACACACUUGGUAUCAUGAGGGGCAGGGCAUUUAUGAUGAUAGGGACUGUGGAGGGUAUUAUAUUGGGGAUCAGAUUUCAAUGCAGGACUCUGAAAGUUUGAUUCUUUGUGGCUUUGAGGCUUCAUUGUGGCAGUGGCAACAUUAAUGUCACCCAUUGCUGUGUGCUUUCUUUUUCUUUUCUUCUAUGAAACCUUCUUUUGUCCUUUUCUAAGUUAUAGCCCUUUUGCAUUUUUUUCACUUGAAGGGCUAAAACUAAAUUGUACUUGUUGCUAGUAGUGAGUGUUUAUCACUUUUAGCUUGUUUGGAUUACAUUU